AAUAAAACAAAAAAUAGAAAAAGAACUUUUAUUGGAUGAAAUUCAAGAUGAACAGCAAUCACAAUGUGCUAUGUAUGAAGCCGAAUUAAAAACUCUGAGGGAGCAAAAUAAUCAGCAAAGAGAAAUUAACAAAGAUUUGGGUAAUCAAAUCAUAGAAUUAGAGAAAGAAUUAUCUCUUGUAGAAAGUACAAGAGAGACAAUGCAAAAAAAAUUGUAUUUACUUGAAGAAGAAAACAUACAAAUAAAAGAAGAGGCUGCUAGACACAUAACUCAAAUUUCAUCAUUUAAAAUGAGUAAUUUGAAAUUAACACAAGAAUUAGAAGAAACAGUUUCAAAACUUGAGGAAACAAGAGAACUUUAUGAACAGAUUUGUAGUGAAUUGGAAAGUAAUCAGGUUUUUUAUGAAAAUGAAAAAAUGAAAUUUGAACAAACAAUUAGUCAGCAAACCAAAUUAAUAGAUUUCUUACAAACAAAAGCUGAAGGAAUGGAAAAGAAACGUAAAGGAAUGUAUAAAUUCUUUGGAAAUCGCAAAGAAAAUCUUCCUUUAAUACCUCUUCAGUAUCGUGAAUUAAAGGCAAUGCUGGAAAAAGAGCGUUCAAAAUGUCGUCGUUUACAGGAACAGUUAAACAAGGCUAGAAGUGAGAUUUUGGAAUGUCGUGCAGAAUUUAAUCGUAAUCAAUCAAGCUUAGGACUUAAUGGAACAUUUACUAUACCAACAUCACCUUCUUCUCGAGCUGUUCUGUCUGUCUUAACACAUUCUCCAGGUGGAGAUGAUGUAAUAAAUAAUAUGGAAAGUCCAUUAAUGGUUACAAAAGAAGUUGCUAACACUAUUAAAAAACCUCAGGGAGAAAGAAUGAGACAUAACAUUCCACAUCGAUUUCAAGAUUGGUUGUGCAUGCAUGGAAGAAAAUGUGUUGCAUGUCUUGAUAUUAUACAUUUUGGUCGUCAUGCUUCUAAAUGUCAAGAAUGUGAAAUUGUUUGCCAUCCUAAAUGUGCGAGUUCAUUACCUAAUACGUGUGGAAUUCCUCCAGGAUAUGUAGAGCAUUUUACUCAUAGUCUUCAGAAAAAAGAUAAAGCAAAUUAUUUGAAAGCUAUGAAAUCUAUGGAUUCAGAUGAAUCACUUAGUUCUGAUACAAAUAAAGUGGAAGGAUGGAUAAAAGUACCAAGAGCUGGAAAACAAGGUUGGGAGAGGCAUUAUGCUUGUUUAGAAGGAACUAAAAUUUAUAUAUUCGAUAAGGGAGAUAAUGAAGGUGCAUCUUUGUCAUCUACAACAAAACAAAUUGAAUUAUGUCCUUCUGAUGGAGAAAUAACCAUAAAAAGUGCUGUUUCUGCAACUGAAUUAAUUACAACAGCUAAAUCAGAUCUUCCAUAUGUUUUAAAAGUGGAAUUUACACCACACACUACUUGUUGGCCAAAACAGAGCCAUUAUAUCAUGGCACUCAGUUUUCCUGAUAAACAAUUAUGGGUAUCUGCACUAGAAGCAAUUGUACAAAGUAAUAAAGAUGAAACGGAUAGUGUUCAAUCUCAACUUUUGGAUUUUUGUAUUUUGAAACAAACAAAUGAAGUGUGGGAAAUGAAUACAAUAUGUACUUUGUCUGAACAGGAAGCAUUACUUGGAGCUAAGGAAGGUUUAUAUGUUAUAGACUUACUUGAUCUUUCAAUGAAAAGUGUUAAGUAUAAACUUGAGAAUUUUCAUCAUGUUUACCAGAUUUCAGUCGUAAAUCAGCUUAAUCUGAUUAUUGUUAUAUCAGGGGAAGAAAGAGAAUUAUGGAUGUUCGAUUUGAAAGAAUUAGAAGAGAAAAUGGAGAAUGGCAGAUUUGAUGAACCUCUGAAACAAAGACCUGUAUUAAAUUUAACUGGUUGUCAUUUAUUUUCAACUUCAGAGGAUUUUGUUUGUGCAGCAACUGAAAAAACAGUAUAUCUAAUGAAAUGGAAUUAUCAAAUGGAAUUUUUUCAGAAAUUAGAAAAUUGGUCAUUUCCUGAAACUUGUAGUUGCAUGUUGUUUACGAAAAAUUCAGUAAUUCUUGGAGCUGACAAAUUCUAUGAAAUAGAUUUAAAAGAUUAUUCUUUAGAAGAAUUUUUAGAUAGUACUGAUACAUCCCUUGCAUUUUUAAUUUAUGGAGCUUUACAACUAAAUAGUUUUCCAGUUGCCAUUUUUAAUGUUAAUCCUUCUAGCAAACCGGAGGAAUAUUUACUUUGUUUUCAUGAACUUGGAGUCUUUGUUGAUAGUUAUGGAAGAAGAACAAGAGAAGAUGAAAUAAAUUGGACAAAAUUACCAUUUGCAUUUUCUUUCCAAAAACCCUAUUUAUUCAUCACACACUUCAAUGCUGUGGAAGUAGUAAAGAUUUCUGGUGAGGAUGAAAAAAUGUUGCAAACAUCAUUUCCAAUACAUAAUCCCCAAUAUUUGGGCAAAGCAACAAAUUUUUCUAUAUAUAUUAGUACAAAAAAUGAUAAAGAGCAGUUGGUUUUGCGCCUCAAAGGUAAUUUUGCAUCAGAAAUAAUUACUCAAGAAGAAGUAUAUCCCAUUUGAUGAAUUAGUGAGACAGAAUCUUUAGGGACAGAAUUUUUAUUUACUCCAUCUCUCCUGCAAUCUUUAGUAGGUUCGUCUAUUGAAAAUACAUUAGAUUGUUCCAAUAUUACAGAUAUUACUGCAGACAGUAAAAUGACUUCGGUAUAGUAAUAAUGUGAAAAACCAUUUUAAGGAGUUUUGUAAACAUUAUCACAUUGUUUGUAUUUUAUGUAUUGCCUUAUUGUUAAUGUUUAUAAAUGUGAUUUUAACUUAAUGUUUGAAUUAAAAAUUUUAUGAUA
Molecule: messenger RNA, 2808 nt
Organism: Centruroides sculpturatus (bark scorpion)
Lineage: Eukaryota; Metazoa; Arthropoda; Arachnida; Scorpiones; Buthidae
Product: citron Rho-interacting kinase-like
Exons: 19
Coding region: 71-2530 (819 amino acids)
Biological process (GO): peptidyl-threonine phosphorylation; actomyosin structure organization
Cellular component (GO): cytoskeleton; cytoplasm
Molecular function (GO): protein serine/threonine kinase activity
Source: RefSeq, a predicted model, not a curated record